Arachis stenosperma is the source of this 3945-nucleotide messenger RNA. RefSeq names its product DNA mismatch repair protein MSH7. Gene Ontology annotation, cellular component: nucleus; MutSalpha complex. Gene Ontology annotation, biological process: mismatch repair. The record is from RefSeq and is a predicted model, not a curated record. The transcript is spliced from 17 exons. Lineage: Eukaryota; Viridiplantae; Streptophyta; Magnoliopsida; Fabales; Fabaceae. Gene Ontology annotation, molecular function: ATP binding; ATP-dependent DNA damage sensor activity; mismatched DNA binding. Bases 217 to 3468 code for a protein of 1083 amino acids.
GUCCCUGACAAAAAGGGAGAAACCGAGAAAGCAAUUUAUAGUUUUGGUCUUUUGGAACACCCAAUUUAUUGAAUUUAACAGGUUGAGAAUGAGCGCUAAAACUUCCCCUUGGCGCCAAAAAAUUUUACUGCACAGUCUCAAAUAUACACAAUUCUACCGUAAAGCUUAAACCCUUUCAUACAUUUUCUCUGUCACUCUCCCAUUCUCACCUCAACGAUGAAUCGCCAGAAAUCGAUACUUUCAUUCUUCCAGAAAGCCUCGCUGGAAAACAAAUCUUCCGGUGAGCGCCGACCUCCCGAUUCGUCUGUCCGUCAACACGACCGUAAUUUCACGGCCGCCGUCAAUCCUCCAGCGCCGGCGGUAGAAGAUGUCAGAGGAACCGACACGCCGCCGGAGAAGGUGCCGCGUCAGGUUCUACCGGCGACCUUCGCUUCGAGCGGGAAUGGCUUUGCUCCUAACCUCUUUGAGAGCAUCAUGCACAAGUUUGUCAGCGACGGCGAUAAGCUUAGUCAUAGGAGCCAGUCAUCAGAUGACAGUUUGUGUAAGUCUUCUUCACCAUCAUGUGCUAACGGUAAGGGACAGCAUCUGGAGUAUGAAGGAGCUUUUCAACCUAUGGUGAAAAAUACUGCUGUAAAGGCAAAGGCAAAUCAGUUAAAGCCUAUCGAAAUUAAUGAUGAUGUUGUUGGGCCUGAAACACCAGGGAUGCAGCCUCUUGCUUCUCAUGCUAAGCGAAGUCGAGAUGAUGAAUCCAAGUUUCGUUCGUUGAUGGAUUCUGGCAAACGAGUCAGAUUUCUUGAGGAUUCACCAUCACUGAACUUGACUAAGAAGGAAGCAGAAGUGGCUAGCAGGUUUGAGUGGCUUGAUCCUUCUCGAAUCAAGGAUGCAAGUGGAAGAAGGCCCAAUGAUCCUUUGUACGACAGGACAACACUUUAUAUACCUCCGGAUGCUUUGAAAAAGAUGUCAGCUUCACAGAAACAGUAUUGGAGUGUCAAGUGUAAAUACAUGGAUGUUCUGCUAUUUUUUAAAGUGGGGAAGUUUUAUGAGCUCUAUGAAAUGGAUGCUGAAAUUGGCCAUAAGGAGCUUGAUUGGAAAAUAACAUUAAGUGGUGUGGGAAAAUGUCGACAGGUUGGUAUAUCUGAAAGUGGGAUUGAUGAUGCUGUUCAAAACUUGGUUGCUCGGGGAUACAAGGUUGGAAGGGUGGAGCAGUUGGAGACAUCCGAAGAAGCAAAGGCUAGAGGAGCCAACUCUGUUAUUCAAAGAAAAUUAGUUCAGGUCAUCACUCCAUCAACCACUGUUGAGGGUAAUAUUGGACCUGAUGCCAACCAUCUGCUUGCAAUAAAAGAGGGUAGCACCAGCUUGGAUGAUGGUUCAGUUGUGUAUGGAUUUGCUUUUGUUGAUUGUGCUCGUCUUCGAUUUUGGGUUGGCUCCAUUGAUGAUGAUGCAUCAUGUUCUGCUCUGGGAGCUUUAUUGAUGCAAGUGUCGCCUAAGGAAGUUAUAUAUGAAAGUAGAGGGCUGUCCAAAGGAGCUCAGAAAGCGCUUAGAAAAUUCUCAUUACAUGGUUCAACAACAUUACAGUUGACUCCAGUGCAGUCUAUUGCUGACUUGGUAAACACAGAAAUCAAUGAUUUAGUUCGCUCAAAAGAAUACUUUAAGAGGUCUUUUCAUUCACUUGAUUAUGUGCUGAGCAAAGUUACUCAUCAUGAAACUGCAAUGUGUGCUCUUGGUGGACUGAUUGAUAAUCUAGUUAGAUUGAAGCUAGAUGAUGUCCUUCAAGAUGGGGAUAUAUAUCCUUACCAAGUUUAUAGGGGAUGCCUUAAAAUGGAUGGUCAGACGUUGAUAAAUCUGGAGAUCUUUGGUAAUAAUGCGGAUGGUGGGAAAACAGGUACUUUGUACAAAUAUCUUGAUAACUGUGUGACUUCAUCUGGAAAGCGGCUUCUUAGGAACUGGAUCUGUCGUCCUUUAAAAGAUGCUGAAGGAAUUAAAAAUAGGCUUGAUGCAGUUGAUGAUUUAAUGACUCACCCGGAGAUUGUGUCACAUAUUGCUCAACAUCUUCGCAAGCUUUCAGAUUUGGAACUAUUGCUUGGCCGAACCAAGUCCAGCCUUCAACUAUCAGGCCCUCUUUUACUGCCUUUGUUGGCAAAAAAAAUAUUGAAGCAGAGGGUGAAAGUAUUUGGGUCACUUGUGAAAGGGCUUCGCACUGCUUUGAGUUUGUUGCUUCUUCUACAGAAUGAGCAGCCUUUAACAUCAUCCUUGACAAAAGUCUUUAAACUACCAAUUCUGGCUGGUAGUGAUGGGCUUGAUCAAUUUCUUAGUCAGUUUGAAGCAGCUGUAGAUAGUGACUUCCCAAAUUAUCAGAAUCAUAAUGUUACAGAUUCAGAUGCUGAAACACUUACAAUACUUGCUGAACUACUUUUGGAGAAAGCUACACAAUGGUUUGAAGUUGUUCAUGCCAUCAAUUGCAUUGACGUGCUAAGAUCCUUUGCUGUUACUUCUAGCUUCUCAUCUGGAAGUAUGUGUAGGCCUGUCAUAGUGCCAGAAAGUUUUACGGGUAAAGACAAUGGAGGACCUGUGCUUAAAAUGAAGGGGUUAUGGCAUCCAUUUGCCCUCGGAGAAAAUGGAUGUGUGCCUGUCCCCAAUGACAUAAUUCUUGGUGAGAAUGAAGGUGGGCAUCAUCGCACAUUGCUGCUGACUGGACCAAACAUGGGUGGAAAAUCAACACUUUUGCGUGCUACCUGUCUGGCUGUUAUAAUGGCCCAGAUAGGCUGCUAUGUGCCAUGUGAAAGUUGUGUUCUCUCAGCUGUGGAUAUCAUCUUCACACGGCUUGGAGCAACAGAUAGAAUCAUGACAGGCGAGAGUACCUUCUACAUUGAGUGCACAGAAACUGCAUCAGUUCUCCAGAAUGCUACCCAAGAUUCUUUAGUUAUACUUGAUGAAUUGGGUCGAGGAACCAGCACUUUUGAUGGCUAUGCCAUUGCAUAUGCAGUAUUCCGCCAUCUUAUUGAAAAUGUCAAUUGUCGGUUGCUAUUCGCCACACAUUACCAUCCACUCACUAAAGAGUUCGCCUCUCAUCCGCAUGUUAAAAUGCAGCACAUGGCUUGUGCUUUCAAGUCAAAAUCUGAUGGCUAUUCCAAAUGUGGUGAGGAACUAGUAUUCUUAUACCGGCUUGCCUCCGGAGCAUCUCCGGAGAGCUAUGGGUUGCAGGUUGCCCUUAAGGCUGGGAUUCCGGAGAAUACCGUAAAGGUUGCUUCAAAGGCUAGCCAACAGAUGAAAAAAUCAAUUGGAAGAAGUUUCAGAUCAAGUGAACAGAGAUCAGAGUUCUCAACACUUCAUGAAGACUGGUUGAAGACCCUAGUGUCUUUCUCACGGAUACAAGAUUCUAAAUCUUUUAAUGAAGAUGAUUUAGAUUCAUUAAUAUGUUUAUGGUAUGAACUAAAAGCUGCUUUUAGAUCGGGAAAACAGAUGUUUUAGUGGCAGGUAGGAUGGGGUCAAGGAUCUGACUUUCAUAGUGCAAUAUGUAAAUUUAUACUGAUUGAGUAGUUUUAUACUUUUAUUUUCCUUUCAGAAACAUAAUAGCUUCUUUGUUUUGCUUUUAUAUGGAAGAAAGGGAAAAGAUGCAAAUAUAGAAUUAGAGAACUAGCCAAUAUAUAAUGUCUGUCCCUUGUCUUCUUGUGACACUCGAAAUAAAAAUAAUCUUAGGCAUUAAAGUAUGUUUAACACUAAAAGAUGUUACCGAUUUUUUAUUUUAUUAUUAUUGCUGGGCUUAAAAACCCCAAACCAAGGGAAAGCCAAAACAAAUUAGACUAAGCCCUGCUUUCGGCGCCACGCACAGGGUCCAAUCGGAGAUCUAUUCACCGGCAAGCACAGCGGGAGGAGCCUGCCAAGAAGCAAAUCAAAUCCGCCAUUGAAGCCAAUAUUUGCCUAAGGCUGUUGGCUACUGAAUUAUCG